Struthio camelus australis is the source of this 7477-nucleotide messenger RNA. The record is from RefSeq and is a predicted model, not a curated record. NCBI's taxonomy places the organism in Eukaryota, Metazoa, Chordata, Aves, Struthioniformes, Struthionidae.
CCAUCAAACACCUUGACGCGAAGGUUGUGCCGAAGACUUGUUCGGGGCUUUAGCUUGAAGAUGGCAUCAUGCCUUUAUGAAUGCCUUUGUGAGGCAGAACUUGAAAAAUACUAUCCAUAUUUUGCUGCCUUUGGUCUUCAGAAGAUUGAUGAGCUUGCCAAGGUUUCCAUGAAAGAUUAUACCAAACUGGGGGUCCACGACAUGAAUGACCGUAAACGUCUUUUUCAGCUCAUUAGAAUAAUCAAAAUUAUGCAAGAAGAGGAAGAUGCAGCAGACUUGAAAAAGCAAAAUUUUCAAACAAGUGGCCUUAUUGUUCAGCCUCAGGUGACCAGAUCAGGUCCCCGUAGACAACUGCAUUUUGAGUCCUUCUUUGAGAAAAAUGAUGGAGCAGUGAAAGACUCUGAGUCUGAAUCAUACGGUUCAACUGAUUUCAGUGCCAAUGAAGAGAGGGACAGUCUAGUGGAAAUGCUGGGACACAUUCAACCACAUGAUUCAGAGCUGAUUAGAAUAGCUAGAAGAGACCUAAAUACUCCUGGAAUAUGCACAAAAAGUGAACUGGACUGUGCUACAGUAUCUGAUGAUAUUGCUCCUCUCUUGGGGGAUUCUGAAACUCCCAUCAUACAAAGAAUAACUCAUAUUUCAGGGUAUAAUUAUGGACUACCUCAUUCUUGUAUCAGAUCAGGUACCUCUGAGAAAGAAACUCCAUGGACAGAGAGUGAAAAAAUCCGAGUGUGUGUCCGAAAACGUCCCCUGGGCCAAAGAGAGGAGCGACGUGGGGAGGUUAACAUCAUCACAGUGAAAGAUAAAGAAACCCUACUCCUUCAUGAGAAGAAGGAGGCAGUUGAUCUCACCCAAUAUAUUUUGCAGCAUGUUUUUUAUUUUGAUGAAGUCUUUGGGGAGUCAUGUACCAAUCAGGAUGUGUAUAUGAAGACAGCUCAUCCUCUCAUUCAGCAUAUUUUUAACGGAGGCAACGCAACCUGCUUUGCAUAUGGACAGACUGGUGCUGGCAAGACUUACACUAUGAUAGGUACCCACCGGAACCCGGGUCUCUAUGCGUUGGCUGCCAAGGACAUCUUUAGACACCUGGAAGCACCACAGUCAAGGAAAGAUCUCCUUGUGUUAAUCAGUUUUUAUGAGAUCUACUGUGGACAGCUUUAUGAUCUGCUAAAUGGAAGGAAGAGACUUUUUGCAAGAGAAGAUAGCAAGCAUGUCGUUCAAAUAGUUGGACUGCGAGAGGUUCAGGUGGACUCUGUAGACCUACUGUUAGAGGUGAUUUUGAAGGGGGGGAAGGAACGUAGCACAGGAGCUACUGGAGUGAACUCUGAUUCCUCUCGAUCUCAUGCUAUCAUCCAAAUCCAAAUUAAAGACACCGCCAAUAGGACGUUCGGAAGGAUAUCGUUCAUUGACUUGGCUGGCAGUGAAAGGGCAGCUGAUGCCAGAGACUCAGAUCGACAAACAAAAAUGGAAGGAGCGGAAAUAAACCAAAGCCUUUUAGCACUAAAGGAAUGCAUUCGGGCACUGGAUCAGGAACAUGCUCAUACUCCUUUCCGGCAAAGCAAAUUAACUCAGGUCCUAAAGGAUUCUUUCAUUGGUAAUUCCAAGACGUGUAUGAUAGCCAAUGUAUCACCUAGCCACAUAGCUACAGAGCAUACACUGAACACUUUGCGAUAUGCUGACAGGGUCAAAGAGUUGAAAAAAGGGAUUAAAUGUUCUACCCCCAUCACAAACAGACGUCGGAUAGCUGGAAACGUAUCCCCAAAACGUAUCCAAAACUCUCCUUCUUUGCCACCUGGGGAAAAGAGCUCUCCAAAGAAAGUGAAGCUAGGCCUCCAACAUCCUUCAAGCGCUACAAGAAUGAAGGCAUGUCCUUCAGCACUUCAGCCACCCAGUGUCCCUUUUACCUCAACCCCCAGGGGAGUCAACAAAGGACAUGCCUGCAGAGGAAAUCCCAGCUCACCGUGGUUCCACCACACUAGCCCAGUUAAGGGAGUCCUACGGAUAGGGCAGCCCGUGAAGAAAAAGACUGAUGAUCUGUCUCCGCACUAUGAAAAGAACCACGCUGCAAAGGAUUUUAUCAUCAACAAUGCUGCCACGAUAGAGACAAAAGAGAGUGGCCAAAGAGACAGGUAUGUGCAAGACAAACCACCUGUCCAGUGCUUGAAAGUCCAGACAGUGCAACCUGUGCAGAAACAGCUUGUUUCUAGAGGUAAUUUUUCCUUUGGAGAUGGAAAUCAGCCUUUUGAUGGCAAUCAGGAGUGGGGAAAUGCCUUUGCUAAACAGUGUGUUGAAACCUGGACAAACCUCUCUCCAUUUCAAAAGGAAAGGGAGGAGCAUUUACGCCUUUAUCACCAGCAGUUUCAGCAGCCACCUAUUCUACAGCAAAAAUUGAACUACCAACCUCUUGAGAGGUUUUUAACUCAAUACAAGCCCCAGGAGUUUCAAGUGCAGCAGGAGCCAAGCCUUACUCCCACAGAAGCACAGAGCAAGGAUGGGAUGCAGCUGGAAGAUCUGGAUGACAGUGAUUUUAGUGAAGAUUCUUUCUCACCUGUCUGCAGCCAAAAGAGCACGAAAAGAAUUCGAAGCCCCAAUGAAUGCAGCCAGCAUUCAUUUUUCCUUCAUCAAAGAGAACAGGGAGCUGAGGAAGAGCAGAAAGACCAAAAGAGAAAGGAUUUAUUAUUUAAAUACUCAGUUCCUGUGCAAGAACAUGAACUAGAUGACAGCUGGGAUUGUAGUGGGGGCUGCCCAAAACCAGAGGAAUCUAUUAAAAAUGCAGGUGGAUGCAAAACUCCAUCAGACUGGAGCUGUGACUUAACUACUGAGUCGUCUCCAAGCAAUACUGCAGAAAAACCUUACUGCCUGCAAGAUGAUCUUGCUUGUAACUGGAAAAAUUGCAAAGAUUUCCCAGCUGAUCACAAACAGUACAAACCCAAACGUCUCAUUUAUUACAAUGAAACUGUCUUGACUCCAGAAAAGGAGGCUCCAAACCCAUGUGUUUCUCCCGUAUUGAAAUCAGGAGCUCCAGAGUACAUAGAGACCAGCCUCCUACAUAAGCAGAAGGAAGAAUCCACCUUGGAUAGACAGGCUGCCCUCGCAGGAGACAUAAAAUGGAAAACUCGAAAAAAUGGAGUUGGCCAUUGUGGAGCUUCCAGUAAUUCCUCAGAGUUAACUUUUGGGAGAGCAGCCCCUCUCAUGGUAUCCGUUCUUGACUACGAGGAAGCAACUGAUACCGAGGCUGUGUCUUCCAACCGAGAGAAGUCUCCCCAUGUGAAACAAAUGUUAGACAGGAACAUACACUGCUCCCAGAAAAGGCUUGAGGAAGAGGCCUGGCAGUGUACUAGAAACAGAGCUCUGACAGACAGUAUGUUGGAGCUAGGGGAGCAAAUGCGGCGCAAUGGAAGGAACUGCGUCUUGCAGCGUUUCCCACAAACAGGGAACAAGUGGUUUUCACCCGCGGGCUGCAAUGUGAAGCCAUGCUGCUGCCUUCUGGGCUCAAGUUCAUUAAAUCAAGGAGCUGUUCAUGGUUUAUUUGUUGGAAGUGGAGCCCUAACAGACACAUCCGCAGCUGAAUCCAGGGACUCCAGGGGAGAGAGAGAAGGUGGUUUGCUUCUCAGUAACUCGAUGUGCAAAGGCUAUUCAGAUAGACAGUGUGAUGCUGAUGCUAAAGCUGUUACUGGUAAUUCAGGAAAAUCUAAUUCAGAUCAAGGAUGCAGUGUUGAACCCAUGGCUCAGGCAAUACCUGCUGAUAUUCCUGAAAAGGGUUGUUUUUCAGGUGCGCCAUGCUUUCCCAGUGUGGGAAAUAUGGAUUACACAGUCCAGUCCCCCUCUCAAGAAAGCAGCCUGCUGCUGCAGCCCGAAUCAGGACUAAGGAACCAGGGCUUCAAUCAUUCUGAAGACACAGGCAAGUCGUCGUUCAGGAAUGAAGAAAUUGGAUCGCUUAAGAACAAAUUGAUUCAGAGUAUUUUUACACAAGAGACUUUUGCUGCAGAUUCAGGAUCUGCUGCCAAAGAGAUUAAGCCAUGGGCAAAUGCAGACAACCCCUCAGGCCUGUCCAACAUCAUCUCCCCAAGUGCUACAUCAGAGAUGGAAAAUCAGCAGAGGGAAGCCCUAGAAAAGGCACAACAGGCUAUGAUUCGAGCCCAUCGGCAGCAGCUGGAUGAAAUGGCAUCCUUGUGCUUCAAGGAAGAGUGCUUGAUAAAUCAGAUGUCGGCAACGGAUUUUCAGAAUUUUGUGGCCAAGCUGGAUGAAAUCUUGGUACUGAAGUCAAAGUGUAUCCAAACUAUGCGAGCCCAGCUUAAGCUCUAUUUAGACUCUCCUGGUGCUGACACAGCCCUGCAAACAUCACCACCAGUUUAGCUCUUCUUUGCUUACACAUGCCCUAUGCACAAAAACAGUUAUGGAAACAGCCAGCUGGUGUUCCACCACAUUUGGUGCUGCAGCAUGUGGGUGGGCAGGGGAUAGCUUUUGGUUUGAUGUUUGCAAUUAGUGUAUAUUUUAGAAAAGGAUGGAGAGAAUUCUGAGUAAAGGUGAGGCAUGCUUGUCACCACAAGCUCUGUAUUUCCUUAAAACUAGUAAGUCACGUUCUUAAGAAUAACCAGUUCAGCAGCCUUUAAAUAUCUCACCAAGCAGUCCAGUCCACAGUAUUCAUAGCAGCUUCUCAGCCAAGAAAAUGGUGGGGGAGGGAGAGGGGCCAGGGAGAGAAAACACUUUGAUGCUGGACACAGCUCUGAACAGAAAUACUCAAAAGCUAUCCAGAAAAGUACGUUGGCAAACAGAAGUGAGGAACUAGAGGGGAGCCAUUGUUUAAGUACACUAAACUAGACCAAAAGUAAAUGAAAAUCAAGGCAGGACAAGAGGUGCUGAUGCAGAAAGCAGUCCUAAGCAAAGUGCAGCAAUAGCCUUCUAACUCCAGACCAUCUGAAAAAGAUAGAUAGCUUAAGUCAUGCAUAACAGGUGGUUUAGCAGAAGGCUUAUAUGUGAGGGACUUCAUACGAAGGUUCAUCUGGCAUGUUAAUAAAGGCACAGGUUUCAUACUAUGCCAAGAGUGAGAGGCCCAAAGCUUACCCCGCUACAAAGGAUGCCUGACCUCUGCAGUACAGCUCUGCUGUAGGGUGCUUUGUCCCGUUGACUUUGUGGCACUGCAGAAUUUAUUUUUCACAUCAAAAGAGAGAGUCCACUUAGAGGCAGCCGGAUUUCAGAAGCUGCUGACCUUGCUGUUAAAGAGAACCUGAUAUUUGAACCAAGAACUAGAACUAUCAGCUGUAGCCCUGCAAAAUCCCUGCUUCUGUGCAUCACAUCUGAGCCACAAAACAAGUCCACUCACUGAAGCCACAAGUGACCUUAAAAUAUGCAUAACUAAGCCAACAUGCUAUGCAAGCUGUCCCAGUCCAAAAUUAGGGCUGUCACAGCACACAGCCAUUUCCACCUCUCCUCAAUAAUGCCUACAGUAGCUCAAUCUAAGCAUGCUCCAAUGGCCAUAAAUGCCAAGGGUGAAUAAACCCUAGUCUAAGCAGCUGUGAAUUUUGCUGUCUGCUACUAUGGCUACCCAGGAGAACAAGGGGCCGGAAGAGCAGUAGCGCAGUGAUCACAGUCACAUUCAGUUAUCUGCGUUGCAUAUUCAAUGCAAACGCUCCCAAGAACAUCACACAACAAGCCCUGAGGAACAGAAGCACAAGGGUAGGCCUAACCAUAGUAACUGUAGAAAGUUACAGUUCAGUCAGGGUCCUAACUUCUUUUUUUUAAAUGAAAAGUACUGGUUAGUCUCCAUCUCACAACUGACAGUGGAUUACCCCAAGAAGCAGAGAGCAGAGUCAUUUCAGAGUCUGAGUUUAUGGCCUCCAAGAUAGCACCUGUGUCCAGGCCAACAGAAAGUCACACUUGAAACCAGGCCUCUCAGUCUCCUUUUAAGAAGUUUUUUUUUUGCUCAGCAAAAUGAGGCUUUCAGGAGCAAGAAAGGCAGCACCUCUUCAACAGCCUCAGUGCACAGUAUCCACACACAUCACAGAGUAGCUGUAAGUACAGUCUCUUACUAACAGAGAACUGUAAGCGAACACACACACACACUGCUAGCCAGGGGAACACAGGUGCACUGUUAAAACACCCAGGAGAGAAGAGCAGGUAUAAACUGAGUUCCCCUUUAAAAUAAGCAACUCUUAGAAAAGGACCCUCCUCCCUGCCCACCCCCCCCAUCUCUUGGGGACAAGGACAGCUUUCCUCAUGCAUAAGGUGAGGUGAACCAUGCAGCAGCAGACAGUCCUUCCUUGCAUCUUCUGAAAGCAAAUGGAUGGAAGUGUUUUCAGUGAUUUCCACAGCACUUUCCCCAGUGAUCAUACAGAAAACAAGGCUGUGGGGGAGCUGCUGAGCACUUUUGCAAGUCAGUUUGGAGCUGAGGAGAAAGUGGGACAGAAGGACACGCACAAAGGUCACAGAAAAAAAGAGAGGACCAGCCAGUAAUGCAGGGGCAGCUGGAGGAAAGAGGGAGAAGGGCAGUACUUUCCUCCAUGUACUCUGACAUUUGGGAUACGAGUAUGGCUUUGAAAGAUGAGUGAUUUGUACUUCCACAAAAUAGGGGACUAUCUUUAAAGAGCAGCUCAGCAAAAUACAUUGACAGGGAUUUUCAGUCUCUUUCCCAAGAUGGCCACUUCUAAAGCAACACCCAAGAAUGAACUAUAACAUGAUAGUGCCAUGUUAUUACCUCAGUAUUUUCUGAGAUAGGUGCAGCAAUAUAGAUGACUGACCAAAAAUAGAGGUCUAGUCAGCUACCAAAUUUUGGGCCAGCUGUGUGCAGUUCCUGUCUGGUCUACAAUGACAAAGGUAAGCAAGCCUAUUCCCCAGCACAAGUUUCCAAAGCCAGUUAUUUGCUGCAACAGUCAGGAACACCUGAGAAACAUGCAGCAAUUAAAAACCAGGCAGUUUCCAAGAUGUGAUAAUCUCUUAACACUGCAGUCACUUUCAGAAGUGCACUUUGUUAAAUGUAAGACUUCAUUUCCAGUCUAUUCUCAGAAUGGUCUUCUUUCCCCUGCUGCAUGCAAGACUCAGUCCACUGACAAAAGAAAAGGAAAAAGAAAUAAAAGCACCCUGGCUCUGGAAGUCCAUUCAUCCUCAGCAAUAAAAGGACUAUUGACGUGCUUGAAGUACUACAUGCCCAUAAAAUAGCAAAGCUGGGCUCAUACUAUGUACCAGAAACUACCAAAGCUGUUACCAAAACGGUAGCAUGUUUUUUUCUCCCCUUAAGGUUAUUACCUAGAUGCUGCUUUAACUCUUGUGUAAAAGUGUGCUAAAUGAGUGUUUCAAAAUGGCAUCCCUUUACAGCUGUUUGAUAUUGCACUGCAUCUGAUAUGACGAGUUGUUUUAAUUUCAAACUGAGGAAUGUAUGCAAAACUGUUGUUGUUACAGAAGUCUUUUAAGAUUAAUAGAGCCUGGCCAUGUACAAUCAAGUAAAUUAAGAACUGUAAUGAAUUUACUUUUGUAUUUGUUUGCA